Molecule: messenger RNA, 2567 nt
Organism: Fukomys damarensis (Damara mole-rat)
Lineage: Eukaryota; Metazoa; Chordata; Mammalia; Rodentia; Bathyergidae
Gene: Prickle3
Product: prickle planar cell polarity protein 3
Exons: 9
Coding region: 220-2067 (615 amino acids)
Molecular function (GO): zinc ion binding
Source: RefSeq, a predicted model, not a curated record
GGCCGGGCGGAGAGAGUGGGGCACUCCUAGCAGCUCACCUUUAGGCAGGGGUGCCACCCGGAGAGCACAGGCCCAGGGGCGGGCUCUACGGAACGCGCUCCUCCCACGCGGGUGUCAGGUUUACGGAACACAGCUCCCUGGCCGGACGCACGGUGGCCUGGCGGCCGCCAGAACCCCCUUCACCUCUCCCGGCCUGACUUGACCCUGUCUGGACGCGCCAUGUUCGCUCGUGGAUCCCGGAGGCGCCGCUCCGGGCGUGUGCCUCCAGAAGCAGAGGACCCAGACCGGGGCCAGCCCUGCAACUCCUGCAGAGAGCAGUGCCCGGGCUUCCUGCUGCACGGUUGGAGAAAGAUCUGCCAACACUGCAAAUGCCCAAGGGAGGAGCACGCGGUGCACACCGUGCCUGUGGAUCUGGAACGCAUCAUGUGUCGGCUCAUCUCGGACUUCCAGCGCCACUCCAUCUCCGACGACGACUCAGGCUGUGCAUCCGAAGAGUAUGCCUGGGUGCCCCCGGGCCUUAAGCCCGAGCAGGUAUACCAGUUUUUCAGCUGCCUUCCAGAGGACAAGGUCCCCUAUGUCAACAGUCCUGGGGAGAAAUACAGGAUCAAGCAACUGCUGCACCAGCUGCCUCCACAUGACAGUGAGGCCCAGUACUGCACGGCAUUGGAAGAAGAGGAGAAAAAAGAACUUAGAGCCUUCAGCCAGCAGCGGAAGCGGGAGAAUCUGGGGCGUGGCACCGUGCGCAUCUUCCCAGUGACCAUCACUGGGGCCAUCUGUGAGGAGUGUGGGAAGCAGAUCAGAGGUGGGGACAUUGCAGUGUUUGCAAGUCGUGCAGGCCUGGGGGCCUGUUGGCACCCACAGUGCUUUGUGUGCACCACAUGCCGGGAGCUGCUCGUUGACCUCAUCUACUUCUAUCAUGCUGGCAAGGUCUACUGCGGGCGUCACCAUGCUGAACGCCUGCGCCCACGCUGCCAAGCCUGUGAUGAGAUCAUCUUCUCCCCUGAGUGCACGGAGGCUGAGGGCCGGCACUGGCACAUGGGUCACUUCUGCUGCUUUGAGUGUGAAGCUUCACUAGGAGGACAGCGAUAUGUCAUGCGUCAGAGCCGCCCCCACUGCUGCACCUGCUACGAGGCCCGCCACGCCGAGUACUGUGACAGCUGUGGGGAGCACAUCGGUCUGGACCAGGGCCAGAUGGCUUACGAGGGCCAGCACUGGCAUGCCUCAGACCACUGCUUCUGCUGCAGUCGCUGUGGUCGAGCCCUGCUGGGCCGCCCCUUUCUGCCCCGCCAUGGCCUAAUCUUCUGCUCUCGAGCUUGCAGUCUUGGGUCAGAGCCCAAGGUCCCAGGCCCGGGCCGCCGUAGCUGGAGCGCAGGCAUUGUCACUCCCCCACUCACAGCCUCCACAGCCUCUUUCACUGCUUCAGAGGGGGCACCAGAGACGGCCACCAAAAGCACCUGCGCGGAGGCAGGGCCAGGCCCCGAGGAGCCCUCUCACUUUCUGAGAGGGGCCCCCCACCGCCACUCCAUGCCAGAGCUGGGGCUCCGCAGUGCUCCAGAGCUGCCCUUCACGUCUCCUGGGCAACCUGACCUGCACCAGGAAGAUGGUGCCUUUGGUCGCCAGAGCGCCCCUCGUGUCAGCUUCCGAGACCCGCUGGUGUCUGAGGGAGGCCCACGGCGGACCCUGAGCGCACCCCCAGCCCAGCGCCGCAGGCCCCGCAGUCCUCCACCCAGGGCCCCCAACCGUCCUCGGCAUCGCAGGCAUCACCACCACCACCACCACCACCAUCGUCAUCAUCACUCUGGCAGACAUGGCCGCCAUCAGUGUGACUUGGCAUCAGGGUCAGACUCAGGAUCUUGCUCCAGCUCACUCUCCAGUCCCAGCUCUGAGUCCUCCGAGGAUGAUGGCUUCUUCCUAGGGGAACGGAUCCCACUGCCCCCACACCUGCGCAGGCCCAGGACCCCUCAGGACACUGCAUCUGAGACCAACUCCACAGCCCUGCAGCUCCCUGGGGACUCUCAGCUAGGGAUACCUCGCCAGGCCCGGGACAAGAACUGUAUUGUGGCUUGAAAGCAGACAAUCCCAGAGGGGGCUCCAUUCUCUGGUCUGCACAUGACAACACACACCAGAAACGAAGUCAUAAAUCCCCUUCCUUCCUCCCUCUUUCCUGUUUGUAUUACUGAAGUAAUUUAAUGUGUUGUAAAACAGGCCUUGCUUCUUUGCCUCCUGGCUCCAGCUGCCCCCCUCCCCCCAAACUUCCCCUCCUGAUGCGUGAGAUUUAUCCACAAUUGAUCAGAGGAUUAAUUUAUUCAUUAUCAUAGAUUUUAGCAAUCUGUUUAUUUUCCACUCCAAAGAACCACCCUCUACACUGAGGAGGUCAUUCCAGUGGGUCACCAGUGGAGCUUACACUCUGAAAUUAGAGGCACCCCCUCCCUUUCUGUAACUUAGGAGCGGGUGUGGGUCCACAAAAAACUGAUGUCUCCUUUGGGAUGCUGCAGAAGGGAGACCUGGCCACACCCAUAGAGGUGACCACACCCAGGAGGGUUGCUUGGCAAGCUGGAAGACAAAAU